UCCAGGAAGAAGAGAGACAUGGAGAUAAAGAACUACAGCAGCAGCUCCUCAGGCUUUAUCCUUCUGGGCCUAUCUUCCAACCCUCAACUGCAGACUCCCCUCUUUGCCAUCUUCUUCACCAUGUACCUUGUCACUGCAGUGGGAAAUGUACUCAUCAUCCUGAUCAUCUACUACCGGCUCCAUACACCUAUGUACUUUUUUCUCAGCAACCUAUCCUUUAUGGAUAUCUGCUUCACAACAGUCAUUGUCCCCAAGAUGCUGGUGAAUUUACUAUCAGAGACAAAGUCUAUCUCCUACGUGGGCUGCCUGGUCCAGAUGUACUUUUUCAUGGCAUUUGGGAACACCGACAGCUACCUGCUGGCCUCUAUGGCCACAGACCGGCUGGUAGCCAUCUGCAACCCCUUCCACUAUGAUGUGGUUAUGAACCCACGGUGCUGCCUCCUCAUGCUACUGGGUUCUUGCACCAUUUCUCACCUGCACUCCCUGCUCCGUGUACUACUCAUGUCCCGCCUGUCUUUCUGUGCCUCUCAUGUUAUUAAGCACUUUUUUUGUGAUACCCAGCCUGUGCUAAAGCUAUCUUGCUCUGACACUUCCUCCAGCGAGAUUGUCGCCAUGACCGAGACACUGGCAGUCAUCGUGACCCCCUUCCUGUGCAUUCUCUUCUCCUACCUGCGAAUCAUCAUCACCGUACUCAGAAUCCCCUCUGCAGCUGGGAAGUGGAAGGCCUUCUCUACCUGUGGCUCUCACCUCACAGUAGUAAUCUUGUUCUAUGGGAGUGUCAUCUAUAUCUACUUUAGGCCCCUGUCCAUGUACUCAGUGAUGAAGGACCGGGUAGCCACGGUUAUGUACACAGUAGUGACACCCAUGCUGAACCCUUUUAUCUACAGCCUUAGGAACAAAGAUAUGAAGAUCGGUUUGAGGAAAUUAAGGGACAAAAUUCACUCAUAG
Molecule: messenger RNA, 948 nt
Organism: Miniopterus natalensis
Lineage: Eukaryota; Metazoa; Chordata; Mammalia; Chiroptera; Miniopteridae
Gene: OR1L6
Product: olfactory receptor family 1 subfamily L member 6
Biological process (GO): G protein-coupled receptor signaling pathway
Cellular component (GO): membrane
Molecular function (GO): G protein-coupled receptor activity; olfactory receptor activity
Source: RefSeq, a predicted model, not a curated record